AUGAGAACGGAUCAACAAGGGGGACCGUCAUCCUCGCACAGGGUAAUCGCUGCUGCAUACCCAAGGAGCCAUGAGUCUGAGCCGCAAUUGAAUGGGGCCGAAGCACUGUCAGCUAGACGUGGAGUGAUUCGUCCAAAAAGCGCUGGUCCAAGAACUGUAACAUCGGAAGCCAACCUAUAUCCCGUCCGACACUUCCAACGACAAACAUCAAUGGCUGAUGGAAUACGACCUGAUCAUGGGCGAGCAUCCUCUGGGCCUACCAAAUCCGCCGCUUCUUCCACCGGCACCGUCGACCGACCCCCAUGUGAGCCACCUGAAACUCUGACGUCGCCGCCAGGGCAAUCCAUCUGGACACGCUUCAAACGUAGUGGACCUUGGACAGGCUCAUCGAAAAAGGAGCUGAACUUGGGUAGCAUUGAUGAUUUACAGCUGGCUCGUAUCGAGGAGGGAUCGCCGAGACCUAACCCUGUCGGAAAGCGGAAGGGAAACAGGCGUCCCCGUUCCGCGACGUUUGGACAACACAGUGAAAGAAGACUUGGUCAGGAUGGCGGGAAAGGAAGAUGGUGGGCCGGUAGUACGCACCAGAUGGGAUCAUCAGUCGCCAACGGGGUAGCCGAAGAGGAAUUUCAGGAUAGUUUUGUGGAUGACCCCGUCGCUGAAGGCCGAGACGACAUUACCUGCGAAUUUGACGUGAUAAGAAACCUUCGCAGUGCACCUGUGGAAAAUGCCGACGAGUCAUCCACGCAUGUUUUGGGUGGUCCACAGGAUUACUUGCAGACCACCAUGCAGGACCUCUUUGCUCGCGCCUCUUUUGCGACUAGAACAUCCAUGAUAAUGCCGGGAAUUCCGUCUACGGCACCCUAUAAUCCUCGCAGAGCUGUUCUCUCGACAGGGAUAUCGGCAGCGGGCGGCAUGUACGGGAAUAUACAAUCUUCUCGACGAUUAAGUGAUCGAGGCGACGGCGUGCGCUCUCUUACUGAUCGCUCACCGCAUAUAUCUAUAGGGGGGCAGAGUGGAUCACUUCGAGCGUCCCGUGCAUCGUCUAAUGCCGUUCUUUCCAGCACUGACGGGAAUAGGGCGGAAAGAGUUUCCAUAUCUGGCCUCAUCUCCGAAACAACCCUCCCAGAGCAAAUGAUUCCUCCAACACCCGAAGCACCCUCAAUUCUUUCGCCUACAUUGCAGUUAGCUCCUUGGGUCAAUUUUCCCCUCAUGGAUUCACCCAGUACCGAACUGACCGACCCAAUAGCAAGAACUUCCCAAAAUGCUCUCCCUGCUGUAUCAGACACACUCAUGAGAUCCGAAUCUGCCAUCAGCAAAAGCGACACGCAUCCCCCACUUUCCGUUUAUCUCAAACCACUAGAUACACCAAACGUCCUACUUGGUGCAAACCUUGACAUCGACUCGGGACUCACGCCCCGUCACUCCGAGCAUGUUCCAGCACUGGCAAGCGACGAACCGGCACAAGUCGAGCAUGAGAAAAGUAAGUCGGCAGUCAUACCGGCCGUCAAACCCACAGGCUUGGAGCCCCCCGAUUUGAGCGCAUCAUCGUUGAAUUUCGAAGGUGGUGUGUUACCAACUAAAUAUGUUGCGAGAGGGUCAGAGGUUAAGAAAGGCACAUUUGUUAAGCGGAAAAGUCGGGCAGAUGGACUGGCGUUGGAGGAGAGUGACGGCGCAGCGCCAGAGGUGAUUAGGAAGAAACCAUUGUCCGUCUGGAAGGCCAUCAAACAGCCAUUGAGUGAAAGCCCUUCAACAGGCUGGAAUCUUCGCUUCACGUACCCCAUCGAGAAUCUCUAUCGUGUCUGGUUGUUCCACCUCUGGGUGAAGCCGUUUCAAGCAACCGUCUUGUCCCUCUUGGUGUUUUUCUGGCUUGUCUGGUUUGUGAUCGAAUUCUUUGUUUUCGAGACAAGGCCCUUGCCCGUUCAUUUGGGUUCGGGAUUGGUCAAUAUUACCGGAAUUAUCGGAAUAUGUUGGAGUUUCAGGGAGAGUUGGGAGCGGAGAUGGAAUGCAUUUAUGCAGAUCUUUUUUGUCAUGAUGGCACUAGAAACGCUGAAUUACAGUGCACACUAUUUAUUCCAUGCUCUAAGUUUUGAUCCCGAGCGCAUCAAGUAUGGGAGUAACUCAAACCGCUUCAUCUUUAUCCAAACCUGCAUCGCUGCAUUUGGCCAAGUUCCUUUUUACAACUAUGCCAUGCUCAUGUGGGUAUUCCUCAUCGGCCAAAUCGUCAUCGAGGGAAUAGCCUUGCUCCCUCAGGGCUACGACGUUAAACCCUUGGUAGCAAACUGGGUGUUUUAUACGGCUGCAACGGUUGUUGGUACCUAUUUUAGGUACACCGGUGAAGUACACUUGCGAAAGGCUUUUAUUAAAUAUCGAAUAGCCUACCGCAAUCAAGCUCGCCUCUUUGCCGCCCGAGAACAAAGCGAAUACCUUCUUUCCAUGAUUCUUCCCGCCAAAGUUAUCGAAACUCUACAUAGUUUACAAGGAAAAGUGAGCGAUCGGUUGAUUCUAAGUACUCACGAGACGUUUUUGGAAUUGAGGGGUGUUACGGUGAUGUUUGCAGAUCUUGUGGGAUUUACAGAAUUUUCAUCGUCGAUUACAGCUGAUGCUUUGGUGGAAAUCCUCAGUGAGCUUUUCUCAGAAUUCGACGCCCUCGUCACUGAGCUCGGUCUCGAAACCAUAAAAACCAUAGGCGACUGCGUUCAAAUUGCAGGCGGGGUUCCCGAACAGCUUGAAACCGAGGAGCUCAUUGCUGAUCAUGCUGAGCGUGUGUGCGCAAUGGCACUUAUUAUGCUGACGACCACUCGUCGUGUCAGUGCAAGUCUCGGUAGGCAAUUGAGGCUCAGGAUUGGUAUACAUACCGGGACGGUGAUUGGGGGUGUAAUGGGCCUAUGGAAGUUCAAAUAUGACAUUUGGUCCCGCGAUGUUGACAUCGCUUCCAUUAUGGAGCAAACUGGUCGCCCCAACAUUCCCCACGUAAGCGAACAAACUUACACCCUCCUCCAAAACCGCCUCUCCCUAUCCUUCAUGCCAGCACCCGAUGUAGCCGCGUUUGGUCACCCGAUAAAAACGUAUGAGAUGCUUGUUCUAGAAGAGGAAGGUGAUGCAUUGGAGAGACUUGCUGCUCGUUUGCGGAUACAAGGAGAACUGCCGGCAUUGCAUGGCAAGCGGACUGGAUCGUCUGGACAUGGAUCAGGAGAGGCUGUCACUGCAGCGGCGGUGCGACAGGCAUUUGGGGCGUCGAAUGCAAUGGUGUUUACCGACUUGCCCAAUUCGAUGGGGAAGAGGAAUGCACCUGGGAAGAAUAAUCUUGGAAAUACCGUGAACAAUUUUGAAAACAGCAUCAAUUUCUUGACAUCUGAGUUCAAAGACCAUAUAAUGGAAAGAGAUUAUCGCGACAAUUAUAUCCGCAACUGGCCAGGAGCCCUCAUCUUUGCCUCUGGCAUCGUCUUCUUCGUCUACGUUUGCAUCUUUUACGUUCACAUCUCCAUCUUUGAGGACGCUUCUCCAGCCAUCUUUGCCGUAGAGGCCGUCAUUGGCUUUACACUCUUACUUGACAUCAUUUUCGCAUACCGUUUAAACCGACCGCUUCGGGAACAGUUUAUUAGAGUCAUGGAUAAGGGCGAUCGACUGGCUUCUGCAUUGUGGAUGACAUCUACGGAGGAAGUAGGAAGAAAGUCUGACGAGCAUGGCGACUUAAAUUCUGCGGCCCAUGAUCCAUGGCGGUGGUUCCGUCCAAAUGUAUUUGCUCUUUCGACUAUUACGGCUGUUUUCCUUUCUACAUGUCUGCACCUUUCCGGGACGCAACCUGAGACCCUGACGUACCAUAGUGGCUGCAUGGUGCUCUGCAUCGUAGCAUGCCUCGUCUAUCCCGGCGUCAAAAUCGUUUAUAUCAAUUUUGCCAUCGUUCUCUUUACGUUUACCUUUUUUAUCGCUCAAAUGUGUGUUAUUGUCUACAAGUACGGAUCCGUUCAGCAAAACCAUACUAUUAUGGGUGUCUUACCAGAUAUGGGGCUGAUGGGUUUGGUCCUCGUUGCCGUGGUACGAGCCAACAGAAGCUACGAUAUUAUCAGCCGAAUGAACUUUUACAUCAAGCGUCAAACGGAGGUGGAUUACGCAGAAACGAAGCGGACGCAGGCGGCCGCAGAGCGGAUGUUAUUAAAUAUUUUGCCAUUGAGAGUUGUUCAAAGGUUGAAGGACAACCCAGCGACGCAUAUUGCUGACGAUAAGGCGGAAGUAUCGAUCUUGUUUGCGUUUAUAUCAAACUUUGGUCCUUCGGACGAUGCUAGCGAGAUUGAAAACAUUUGGACGUUGAACGACAUUAUCUGCGACAUUGAUGCGCUGGCGCGGUCGCGGAGUGUAGAAAAGAUUAAAACCAUUGGAACUAAAUACAUGGCCAUGGCCGAACCGCAGCCGGAUGUCCCAGAGCAUCACUUGCAACGGUUAUGCGACUUUGCGCUUGAUUUGCUGGACGUUGUACGAGCGUUCAAUGCUCGAUCUGGACAGAGUUUCGCUCUGAGGACGGGAAUACAUGUCGGUCCAGCGGUUUGUGGUCUGAUCGGAACCCGAACCUUUACAUUCGAUGUUUGGGGCGAUACCGUCAACGUAGCAUCUCGAAUGGAAAGCACAGGCCUUGACGAGCACAUUCAAGUAACCCAAGCUGUAUACGACACUCUUAAAGAUAGGUACCGUUUUAAACCACGAGGACGGGUGUAUGUCAAGGGCAAAGGGGAGCUGGACACGUAUUUCUUGUUGGGGCCAAAUGAUGGAUCGCUGAGGAGGAGAAGCCAGAGGAGGGUGUCGAUGGUGAGGGAUUCUCCAAGAUCGAGAAGAGCGAGCAGUGCGGUGAAACCAGGUGUUGUGGAAGAGUAAGGGUUUGGUAAUCAUUCAAGGUCGCUCGGGCGAGGGAUGGGUAUAGUUUUGCGGUUGUGUAUAUGUAUUCUGUGUAUAGUGAUGCUCGGGACUGAGUUGUUUUUUGGAUAGAGGGGCAAUUUGAGGAGUAAUUGUUUGAAAUGAAAUGAGAUUAUCGUCACUGCCACGGUCAUCCUCAUCAUGGCAGAUUGCA
Messenger RNA from Spizellomyces punctatus DAOM BR117, 5059 nucleotides. RefSeq lists its product as uncharacterized. Bases 1 to 4866 code for a protein of 1621 amino acids. The transcript is spliced from 16 exons. Gene Ontology annotation, biological process: cyclic nucleotide biosynthetic process; intracellular signal transduction; adenylate cyclase-activating G protein-coupled receptor signaling pathway. NCBI's taxonomy places the organism in Eukaryota, Fungi, Chytridiomycota, Chytridiomycetes, Spizellomycetales, Spizellomycetaceae. The record is from RefSeq and is a predicted model, not a curated record. Gene Ontology annotation, molecular function: adenylate cyclase activity.